UCGAAUUCUAAAAUUCUACACCUCUCACUGCGCGCAGACAGAUGUCGGCAACCGCCGCCGUUAAUCCAGCCGUAGGGCUUGACAACAGUCGACCAGGUUCUCUGCUCUUUGAAGUCAUUGGCGCCAGCGAGGCUUCCCUAGUCCGUCUACCUAACGAUCCGCCAUACUCGCAAUUGCGACAUGACCGCCAGGUGCUUUUGAGACUCCAAUGGAUCCUUGACGCGGUGUGCGUGUCCCACCCCGCUCCAACGUUAUUCCCAACCGCCCCGCCGAUUGAUGGUCCCACCAUUCUCCGCAUCAUUCUCUUCAUCUUGAAGAUAUGUACUUCUAACAAGACUGUUGGCGGAUCGUCAUUGGACUAUACCAUCUUCCGUUUUGUUGCCUUAGAUGCACUCGUAGCAGCGACCCGGGUGCUUCUUUUGUCGAAAUACAAUGUUAGUCUCGAGGAGGAGGAUCUUGUUAUGACACAGAUCCAGGCAUUGGUGAAUGCAUGGGACCAAAAACGGAGCCUGUCGCUGACGGAGAAGGCGUUCUUGGAGGACAUGCUACCCGGCAGCAUCGUGCUGCAAUAUGAAAAUGGGGUUCAAUCUACGCGAUUAUCGCCCGAGGAAGAUGCCGAGCGCCAGUUUGCAACUGUUUUGACCAAAGGUUGCGCAACACCGGACACGUUCUGGACCCUUCGGGAUACUUUGAUGAACCUGAUUAUUGCGCCACCCAUGGACCAUAGGGUGGAUGGGGCAGGUAGAUACGAUCCAUCCCCCAUCCUUCGCAUCAUAGCGACUGCAUCAGAGCAGAGCCGCUCAGGAAACGUUAGCGUGCUUUCGACAGCAAUAGUACAAUAUCUCGCGGAGCGGAUCUCAUUCACCAUCAACAGGACUCAACAGUCGUUAUCUGGAGACCAUUUAUUGCUUGAUAAACAGCUUGCAAUGCGGAUGGGGAGAGUUCUGCGCCUCGAGAUUGACGAAUUCCGACGUUCGUUUCACACACUAAAAAAAGAUGACAGUGUCCUCCAAUGGGUGGAGGAUAGGACUUCGACAUUGUCGCCUCUCAGCGUCAAGAGCGAAGAACAGUACUCCUCGCGCGACAUCUCCUCUUGUAGUUCCCCUACUGAUAUUAGAGCAUCAUUAGCAUCCAUUUCUAAUCAUAUGAACGCGACCCUGCACGUCGAGCCUCUUCGCCUCAAAUCAAGUGCAGAUAUUCGAGAUUCAGAUAGCCUGCAAAGUCCCAAAUGGAAUCUACCUUGUAAUCCCGCUGCCUCUAAGGCUGAAAGCCCCCCGGAAACAGAUGCUGGUAUUCACCUCGACUUGACAGAGGCAGACCAACAUUUACCAAUGGAACUACAAAACCGGAGUGAUUCAGCGGCCACAGAGAUUGCGCAGCCCGCCAUCAAAAUGAUUCAGGAUGCAACUGCAGCUUUAGCUCGAGACGUACCCCCGAGAAAACCAGUACCUGCUCCCUCACGGCCAGCAGUAGCACAACCUCAUGCACAAGCUUGGGUGUCAAGGACGACUUCUCCAUCCACCUUACCCCAGGCCCUACGCCCAGGCCUACCUUUAGAAUCAUUUCGUGUGGCAUUCGACGCGCUGCAUUCGGGACCGCCCUCAAAUCCUCCAUCUGUGCCGCUUCCACCGAUUCCUUCUCCCAAAUCAUCUGAAGUGGCUCAUAAGCGACCAUCAGGAGGAUUUAUGGGACCUCCGGCCCAUAUACAACAGCAACCGCCUUCUUUUGCUGCGGAACGGAAAUCUAUUCGCGAUGUUGGACAACAUCUACCAGUUUCGACCUUUAAUCCAACAUCAAAGCAGCAGCAAACGACAAAACGGAUAUCGUAUGAAAACUACCCUGAGGUUGUAGAACCUCCUCCUGAACCUCCCCAGUUCCUUCACAACCAUGGUAACCCCGAACGCAUUGCUUCCGGCCUCGAGUUCGUGGACAAGUCGACUAUAGUACUACCGAAACGUAUUGAUCAAAAUGUAGAAUUGCUUCCCUGGGCACCUCAGGACUACGAAAAAGCCUCAGGCUUAGCACACACGCUACAGCCUCCUCCGUUCCCUCAAGACCGCCGGAGGGAAUCUAUCACUACCGCGACGGACUCGCAUUCAGUCAGCAAUCUCUCUUCGUCCGCCAGCAUAGCGAGCCGAAAGAAGAGUCGCUUUUUUGGACGACUCAUGGGCUCAGGGAAAUCAGCCUUAGACCCACUACCGCCAAGCCUCGAUUUCUGCUUCUCAUCUUGUGGACGGCAUCUUGCGCUUUGGUGUAAGAAGGACCCAAUAAGCUUCGUCCAUAUAGACGCGCCGUUUCACACCGGCCGGUGCCAUGAGUUAGUGGUACCAAACAAUGUCAGGUUGCCAGAUGGCAAGCAGCGAAGUCGGAGCAUCCGCCACCUCGCUGCAAGUGGUGCGGUUGUUGUAGCAGUUGUUCAUAUUGAGGAUUCCCGAUGGAUUUAUUGUUUGAAAGAAGACAAACUUCAGCCAGCACUUGUCAUUGAUGAAGGCACACCAGUCGUUCUCGCUCUUGCGCUCUCCCCUGACGGAGCGAACAUCGCGCUCGGAUGUGGUAAAUACACCCUAGUUUACCGCAAAUUGAACGAAGAGCUGCGUGGCCCGUGGAAGCUCUCUCCAUCUGCUGAUAUCGGAAGCCAUGCGGUCCGCGUCCACAAAGUCAAUUUCUCUGUUGACUCAAAAAGACUGAUAUCUUCGAUGCAGGUGGAGAAAAACUCACAUAAGCAUGCUGUACAUGUAUCAAUUUGGACUUGCUUUGGAUCCGAUAUUAAACUGGAAUCACAACUGGAUCCAGUAAACCUGACCGUGGGUUAUGCGGAUGACACUGGAAUCUCUUCCAUUUCUCUUGUGGGUCAUUCGGACUCUAAGCUCAUUCAACAGGUCUUCCUCACCGCCGUCUUAUCGAAGUCAUACCCCUCUAUCCUGUUCGUCGCACCAGGAUCAAAGAACAAACAUCUCGACGUGCCUGACACACGGGUGGAUAACUCCGCUCAAUCAUUAGCGGCUACUUCGUCGCACCUCUUCUGCAUCCGGUCAGGCCGCAAUAAAAUCUUUCGUGUCGACGUAAGAAAUGGCGCGACAGAGCUGGUAGCUAAUUUCUCUACUGAACGCAAGAAUUUGCACCUUCGGUAUGACCACAUUGCCCUUGGCAUGUAUAGCUCCGAUACAAUACAUUGUAUGUGGCGGACAGCUGAUGAGAAUAUCGUUUUGAAAACAAGUGUGCUGGCAAAUGGAAAGUGGACAACGACCUCUGCUGAACUUGGACCUAUAUAUCGACAGCUUGCUGGAAUAUCUUAG
This is a messenger RNA of Lindgomyces ingoldianus, 3296 nucleotides long. RefSeq lists its product as uncharacterized. Bases 42 to 3296 code for a protein of 1084 amino acids. The transcript is spliced from 4 exons. Lineage: Eukaryota; Fungi; Ascomycota; Dothideomycetes; Pleosporales; Lindgomycetaceae. The record is from RefSeq and is a predicted model, not a curated record.